AUGAAGGUGAAAGUGAUUUCGCGUUCAGCUGAUGAAUUCACCCGGGAACGGAGCCAAGACCUCCAGAGAGUUUUUCGAAAUUUUGACCCUACUCUUCGUCCUCAAGAAAAAGCUGUUGAAUAUGUCCGUGCAGUUACUGCAGCUAAGCUUGAAAAGGUUUUUGCGAGGCCGUUUGUUGGAGCAUUGGAUGGUCAUAUUGAUUCAGUUUCAUGUAUGGCGAAAAAUCCCAAUCACUUGAAAGGGAUUUUUUCCGGCUCUAUGGAUGGAGAUAUUCGGCUCUGGGAUUUAGCUACUAGACGAACAGUUCGACAAUUCCCUGGACACCAAGGUGCUGUACGUGGUUUAACAUCCUCUACUGAUGGCCAAGUUUUGGUCUCAUGUGGCACUGAUUGCACUGUACGGCUUUGGAAAGUGCCUGUUGCUUCCGUUAUGGAGUUAGAUGAUUCAUCUGAUGACCCGACUGAGCCUUUGGCAGCAUAUGUAUGGAACAAUGCAUUUUGGGCUGUUGAUCAUAAAUGGGAUGAUAACCGCUUUGCAACUGCUGGUGCUCAGGUUGAUAUCUGGGACCACAACAGGUCCCAACCGGUGAACAGUUAUGAAUGGGGAAAGGAUACAGUGAUUUCGGUCCGGUUUAAUCCUGGAGAACCUGAUAUACUGGCAACAUCAGGGAGUGAUCGUAGCAUAACAAUAUAUGACCUCCGUUUGUCCUCUCCAGCGAGAAAGGUUAUAAUGCGGACAAAAACGAAUUCCAUAGCGUGGAAUCCAAUGGAGCCCAUGAAUUUCACUGCUGCCAAUGAAGAUUGCAAUUGCUACAGCUAUGAUCUCAGAAAGUUGGAUGAACCUAAAUGUGUGCAUCAAGACCAUGUUUCUGCAGUCAUGGAUAUUGAUUACUCGCCGACCGGUAGAGAAUUUGUAACAGGAUCUUAUGAUAGAACAGUGAGGAUCUUCCAGUAUAAUGGUGGCCAUAGUAGGGAAAUCUAUCAUACUAAAAGAAUGCAAAGAGUAUUCUGUGUCAAAUUCACCUGUGAUGCAAGCUAUGUCGUUUCAGGGAGUGAUGACACUAACCUCCGACUUUGGAAAGCAAACGCAUCUGAACAAAUGGGAGUUCUUUUACCUAGAGAAAAGAAAAAGCACGAAUAUCAGUCGUCUGUUAAGAGCCGUUAUAAGCAUCUGCCAGAAAUUAAACGUAUUGUCAGGCACAGGCACUUGCCGAAAGCAGUGUUUAAGGCGGAUGCCACUAGACGUAUACAGAUGGAGGCUGAAAGAAGGAAAGAAGACAGGAGGCGGGCUCACAGUGCUCCGGGUAGCAGGCCUAAACAAGCCUUCCGCAAGAAAAGAGUUCUUCAAGAAGUUGAAUGA
Oldenlandia corymbosa var. corymbosa is the source of this 1359-nucleotide messenger RNA. Lineage: Eukaryota; Viridiplantae; Streptophyta; Magnoliopsida; Gentianales; Rubiaceae. The record is from the annotation of a GenBank genome assembly.